Molecule: messenger RNA, 1566 nt
Organism: Botrytis porri
Lineage: Eukaryota; Fungi; Ascomycota; Leotiomycetes; Helotiales; Sclerotiniaceae
Exons: 4
Coding region: 240-1355 (371 amino acids)
Source: RefSeq, a predicted model, not a curated record
CCUUUAAAAUCCUUAUUCUAUUUUAACUUCUGCAGUGAUGGCUCCACAAUGCAUCUACCCCGAAGAUCAGGAAAUUUCUUGCUGAAUCACGAAAGAGGGCAGUUUCGUUCGGCCAGUCUGUCCUCGACCUCCCUAUUUUCUGCAGCUUUGCGUACUCCCGUUCCAAUGUAACCUUUUGAUAAUCAUUAUCUUAUGUACGCCUCAUAAUUACUAUCAGCAUAUGGAAUAUUAGAACAAUUAUGGUCCCCCAAAGAACCCGCCCUUAUCUUCUUGGUGCGUUUGUCGCCCUCGUGUUCAUCACUCUUAUCUCUCUCCAGCCUCGUCAGGAAUCACCACAAACCUCAACAUGGUUAGACUACUCAGAUAAGUCAUCUUCUGAUAUCCGCAACUACGUAUCCGCCACUUCCGAUCAGAAGCUUAUACCGGCCGACACCAUUUCGGAGAUAGGUCGAGCCAGUAAUGCGACGCUUGGUUUCGAGAAAGUAGUGGUCAUAGGGCUGAGAGAACACUCAGAUACACGGGAUGCAAUAGUAUUAUCUGCGUCUCUAACGGGAUUCGAGAUACAAUUUGUAGAUGGAAUCAAAAGUGAUGAAGUGGUCGAUAAGGCCAAGCCGCCGGUACAUUUUUUGAAUGGAGGAGCGAUGGGUCCUUGGCGGGGUCACAUGAAUGUGAUACGAAGCAUCGUAGAAAAUAAACUUGCUUCAGUAUUUAUCAUGGAAGACGAUGUUGACUGGGAUAUCCGGCUCCGAACCCAACUCCCCGAACUCGCCAAGGGGAUCCGCACUCUAUCACACAUCCCACUUUCUCAACGUCAACAUUCCCCCUAUGGUGAUGACUGGGAUAUGUUAUGGUUAGGUCACUGUGGCGAAGAACUUCCCUCUGCUUUCCACAAAGGGAAAAAGGAUGAGAUCUACAGAAUUGACAACGACGAAACCGUUGCUCCUAAAUCUUCUCAACCAUAUCUUCAAACCCUCGCAGAUUAUCCCGAAAGAACCCGUAUAGUUCAUAAAGCUGGUUCUCCCAAAUGUACGUUGGGAUAUGCAGUUUCUUAUCGUGGAGCUCAGAAGAUUCUUAUGGCUGCGGUAAAAGGUGGUAAUAAUCUUCCUGUUGAUAAUGCACUUGCGUCGCUUUGUCGUGAUGGUUACUUGGAUAUGAAAUGUUUCUCAGUGGAACCUCAGAUAUUUCAAUAUUACAAACCGCCUGGAUUGACGGACAAGGAUAAUAAUGUUAAUAGUGUUGAGAAGGGAGAUGUGCAAGGUACAAAGGAGAAGGGAAUCAAAAGUAUGAUCGUUUGGAGUACGAGGUUAAAUCUGGAGCAUUUGAUCAAGGGGAUGAAGGAUUAUGUUACCCAAUAGGGACCCAAUAGGGGAGAACAAGGGCCAUUUUGAUAUUUUGGUUUGACUUUGAAGGAUUGGUCUUUGGGGCGUUGGGAUACAGGAUAAUGACAUGAACUGGCACGAUUUGAUAGAAAUUCGUAUUCAAUAAUUUUGAGGGCAUAUUACGAGAAGCUUGGUUUAUAAGGAUAAAUAGUAUUCACUCUUGUGAUAAUAUUUUCAUUAUAGCAUA